Messenger RNA from Racocetra persica, 988 nucleotides. NCBI's taxonomy places the organism in Eukaryota, Fungi, Glomeromycota, Glomeromycetes, Diversisporales, Gigasporaceae. The record is from the annotation of a GenBank genome assembly.
AUAUCGUGCUGUGCCAAAUUACUUUUCGGAUAUUAACUCUGAAUAUAUUAUUUGUGAAAUUGAAUCUGUCAUAACAAAAGCUGCUGAAAAAAAAUCAUGUGAGGAUUUAGACUCUUUGGGUAUUGGUGCAGAAAAAGAAUUGAUGAUUUUAAAAUACCUUUUUAUGGCGCGUAAGGCUAUCAUCUCAUAUAAUUUUAAAGAUUCGUCAAUUUUUCUUUAUACCGCAAAAACUAUACUUACUUCUUGGAAAGGGAUUUGCUCAAAUCAAACUUACCCUGAGAAAUCAAAUAAAAAUGAAGAACCCGUUGGUCCAUUUGUUGCUAUCCAAAAUUUCUUCACCGGUCAAGAAAGACAAGCAAAGAAUGUCAAACGUGGCAACGUGUCACCUAACAAUAUGCGAUGGCUUGAUAAAUUUCUAUCUAACCUCACCGCCAAAAUGACAUUAUAUUUCAUGAAUAUUCUUUUAGAAAAAGAGAAAAAGAUUGGGGGUGAUUCUAAGACAUUAUGGAGAAAAUUUUCAGAUGAUUAUAAUUACCAGGGAUUAAUACGAAAUUUUCGAGGUCGAUCAGGAGCACACAGUAUAGCUUUGUUAUAUGAAAUUACUGAUGAUGCACCAUUCCGUCGAGAUGGGUAUUCUUGUGUUACUACUCCAUGUGAAAAACCAACUGGAAUAGAUUCUUUUCCUUGCAUAUACUCCUUCCCAGAGGAGCAGCCAAAAGAACAUUGGCAAAAUAUAAUACCAUUAAUUCAAGGAAAAGAUGAAAAGAAACAGACACCUUUCACAAGAAGUUUUCCAAUACAUUAUUUUGAUAAGAAUACAGGUUGUGCUUAUUAUUUUAUUCGAAUUGAUGAUCAUGCAUUGUUAGUUGUUUUAUUUACAGAAAAGCAUUCAUCACCUGAUAAUAGUACAUCUGAAUUUAUCAUGUUAUUGGCUAACAGAUUAAGUGGGAUAGAUGUUUUGAUUAAUUCACAAAAAUUUGGAGAAUAA